AUGGUGCGAAAGAAGACCUGGUGCUGUCUCGUGGUGACAGCACUCACGGCUGGCGUGAGGGAUUUCAUCAAGAGUGGGAUCUAUGACCAAGUCAUCAUCGAUUCACCCGAAGCAACAAAUUACAAACACUGGCAGAACACGUACGCCAGCGACGCGCCAACGCUGUACAUUGCGGCGCACUUCUACAACAUCACCAACCUCGAAGAUGUGCGCAAUGGCGCACUGCCCAUCGUCAAGGAAGUGGGACCCUACGUCUACUGGAACAAGAAGGAUCUCAUUGAUAUCGAGUGGCUCGAAGGCGGCAACAAGGUCAAAUACAACACGAUGACACGCUACGUCUUCCUUCCCGAGCUCUCUGUUGGCCCGGACACCGACGUUAUCGUCAAUACCAACCCUGCCUACCCUGGUGCACUCUCGCAAGCCGGAGGCGAAGGCCUUCUGACCGUUGCAAUCACGGGUCCUGCUAUAAAGCUGUUCUUCGAUUUCAUGUGGGAGGUGUGGAUUCCCGACUUGGUUGUCCAGACCGAGGCGGGCGUGCUGGCAAAAGAGCAAGGGAAGCUCACCAACGGAACCAAUACACUCGCUUUCUUUGACAACUGGGCCAAUCAAACGAAGCUCAUUUCGCCCGAGUGGACCUACAUGCAGGUUUCACUCGAUGCCGCAGCGCCCAGAGAUGCUCUUCAAUCCUGCAACGCCACUCUCGCUCGUCGCUACGGACACGAAGUCCACCACUACCUGGCGCCAGGCUCUGAACGCGCACUGCUUGCCUGGUACAAGCGUGCGCGAGAUGGCCUCGUCGUACCGUCACUCCUGCAGCAAUGGGAUGUGGCCGAGCUCAACGACCUGGCAUACCUGCAGUGGGGCACGGCCCAGGUCACUGGUGGAGUGUCGGUGACCACGCUCUACCCUGGAACCCAGUUCCCGGCCUCCUCCGAACUCGGCGUCUUCUGGGGAAUCAACCCGGCCGCUCGGAUUCCUGCCAACGCCAGCAAGCAGUUGCUCAACGGACCGGUGGGCCUCUUCUCGGCACUGAAUCUGGCCGUCUUCAUUCAGGCAACGGUCAACCCGAUAAACUACAAUGACACUUACGUUCGCGAGACCUGGGGAGUCGGCAGGGGCCAAGCGGACGCGUUCUACGUGUAUUUUCUCUACAUGUUGGCCGAGUUCUCGCCCAAGGUGAUGGCAGACGCCAUCGCUAAAGGCGGUGGUCUUUUCACUACGCGCACGGUGGACGAAUGGCUUAUGGAGAACACCGAUCCUCUGCUUGCAUUGCUUUCGCCGGAGCAACCAGACGCUUCCAUUCUCGGUAACGAAACAACCCCGGAGAAGGCGCGCAAGAGGCAUGGACCCGACGUGGUUUUCACGGGCAAGGACGACAUCAACCAAGUGCAAGUUUACACUCAGUGGUUCGGCCAAACUGUCAUAGAAGAUGUCUACGCAGAGCCGAUCCCUGUGCAGGGAGUAAACGACUUGGGAUUCUUCCGCCCCUUCCUCGACCUCGACUCCGAGCUGUGGUCAUGGGAUUCCAACUACGUGCGAAACAUGCACCUUGUCCCGUUGGGCUACAUGGACCACAAAGGAGUAAAUACGAUCCGCUACACACUCGCAAACGAGACCUGGGCCAUCAAUGCCACCCUCUACCAAACUAUCCAGGGUUUCUGCAACCUGACGGGCUUCCACAAUGGAACGUCGUUGAUGCUCAGCAACCCCCACAUGUACCUGGCCGACCCCAAGUACACCAGCCUCAUCGAAGGCCAAGUGCCCGAUCCUGCCGCUGAUAUCACCCGUAUUGACGUUGAGCCCAACACGGGAAACGUGGUGUGGUACGACGAGUCGGUGCAGAUCAAUAUUUAUUUGGACCCGUCGAAGACCUACUUCCAGAUGACCACCUAUAACCCCGACGUGCGCUUGGACGUCAUCUACCCGGUGGUGUACAUCCACAUGUACGCGGGCCUCACCGAGGCCAAUGCCGACCAAGUCAAGGAUUCGCUGUACCUCGGAUUCAAGGCGGAGGUGAUUAUCUUUUGGGUGCUGGUGGGCCUGGGCGGCUUUUUGUUGCUGCUCUCCCUGCCCAGUUUUUUUGUCCUCCUCCUGUGCCUCAAGGCAGAUCGCCGAGGGAGCUAUUUCGAGUUCACGCGAACAGGCGACGGAGACUUGGCCUACAAUCCGCUCAUCAACGACACCGACGAGUAA
Acanthamoeba castellanii str. Neff is the source of this 2193-nucleotide messenger RNA. RefSeq names its product CD36 family protein. Gene Ontology annotation, cellular component: cytoplasm; phagocytic vesicle; vesicle membrane. The transcript is spliced from 22 exons. Bases 1 to 2193 code for a protein of 730 amino acids. Gene Ontology annotation, molecular function: scavenger receptor activity. Gene Ontology annotation, biological process: phagocytosis, engulfment. The record is from RefSeq and is a predicted model, not a curated record. NCBI's taxonomy places the organism in Eukaryota, Discosea, Longamoebia, Acanthamoebidae.